UGUCAACGAGUUUAAAGAAUCCAGCCAGAUUUUUCAUGAAAAUAGGCCGUGAAAGUCUGCUGCAAUGAAUCCCCUGUCUAAAUCACUUUAAUACCCAGAUGGGCAGUAUUCAGAUAGCUUUAAAUCUCAUUUCUUGUUCUAGUGUCCAUACAUACCAUGUCCUGUCAAUUCAUAAAUAAACGUAUAAAGCAAGAAAUAUGUCUUUUUGUCCACUGUAUUCCCACUUCAGUGAAGAUUUGCAGUAACUAUCUGUGUCCAACAGUCUGGCUCCUUUCUACCCUUCUUUCUUAACCUACCAUUAAAGAUUUCAUUGGGAACAGAUGGAUCAGAUUUAUGAGGGGAGUAAUUAGUACAUGAUGGCUUUAUUCAAAAUGGGUUCUGGGUGGUUUUGAUCUGGCCAGCAUUUCAAAUUUGAGCUUUGUGAUGCUCGUGCCCUUCACUGCUUUUGAAUAAAAGGUUUCUUUUUAUGGAGGGUUUUAUAUCAGUUUGGAUAGGUUGAAACUCAUUGAAUAAAAGUUUUUUUUUAUGGAGGGUUUUUAUAUCAGUUUGGAUAGGUUGAAACUUCUUCGACUGAUAUCAAUUUAGAUAGGUUGAAACUUCUUCGACUGAAAAUAAGUUGAAAUCUCUUCAACUGAGAGUAAGAACUUUUGAUUACAGUUUAGAAUCCAAGUAUAUGAUUUUGACUUGAAAGGAGGUUAUAAUGCCUAGAGUCUGGUUAUCAUUGAAGAAGUCUCUGCAUUGCAAAUCAGAUCGUCAGGAGGUGGAGGUUCCACAGAGCACAAGGGAUGCAUCUUCCUCCAGGUCCUUGGCAAAUCACUUGAAGGAUGUCUUUCUUGGGAGCAAACGAGGCAUACGAAAUGGUAACUGCAGCCCUUGUUCUAUAGCUAGCACUGAAUUCUUACACAAUAAUAAUAUGCUUGAGGAGGCCAUGAUUCUCAGGGACUAUUCUGGUUUCGAGAAGAAGAACAUUGUUGGGAGCUUUAGAGAGUGCAAGAGUUCUGAUGUCAGUAAGGCUAAUGCCAGGGGGACAAGAAAUCAUGGAGAUGUUCUUCUCAGCCCUUCAAAACAGAAAAAGAAUCAGCAGUCUGUUGGAUUGAAUGGAAAGAUUGCUACUAAAAUUAUUCCUGGUUGUAAAGUUCAUGCAGCAGUGAAUGAAGUUUGCACCUGCCUCAAGUACUGCAGCCAACGAUAUACAAAUAUUCAAUCCCUGCAACGUUAUAACCUCAGAAGUUAUGCAGUCAGUGUUCUCAAGGAAGGUGAUUCUACCAGGAAUGUUGUGGAGAUCAUCUUCAAAUCAAGCUGGCUUGAAUCAAAAGUUGAAUGUUGUCAAAUUGAAAGAGUACUCAAGGUGAAUCAUACCCACAACACACUAGCCAAAUUUGAGGAAUACAGAGACACUGUGAGAGCCACAGCUAGCAAGCUGGCCAAGAAACAUCAAAGAUGCAUGGCUGAUGGCAAUGAAGUCCUGAGCUUCCAUGGCACCACCAUUACAUGCUCUUUAGGAAUUGAUGGGCUAUCUACUCCAUGCAACUUCUUGGACUGCAAUGUAUGCAACAUUAUUACAACAGGAUUCCCAUCCAAGCAAUCCAAAGGGAAAGGAAUAUACACUGCAGCCACCAGUCUCAGAGCUCACAAUUCCAUUACCCUAUCCCAUGACGGUUUAAUGUAUCCUGUAAAAAGGGCCAUGAUGGUUUGCAGGGUCAUUGCAGGAAGAGUUCACAAGCCUCCAAGUACAGGAAGUGUUGACAAGUUUUCUAUCCCUGUUGGGUUUGAUUCAGUUGCAGGAGAAGUUGAAAGCUGUUCAAAGCUUGAAGAACUAUACAUUUCUAGUCCCAGAGGAAUCCUACCCUGCUUCAUCGUGAUCUAUUCUUAAGAACACAGUGUUAAAUUUCCAGAAAUGACUUCUCUGAUCAACUUCCUGUACUUCUUUAAAAACUUUUCUUUUGUAGUGGGAACUUCUUUGAAUGCUUCUAUUGUACUGGAAGUCUAGAAUACGUACUACCUGCUACUGGUAAAGAAUUGAUUAUGCUCUGGUAAACAAUCAAUGGAACUGUACAUGCAACGUUUCUGGGUUGCAGUCUAAAUUUAUUUA
Messenger RNA from Cryptomeria japonica (Japanese cedar), 2092 nucleotides. RefSeq lists its product as uncharacterized. The transcript has 2 exons. The coding region runs from base 701 to 1873 and encodes 390 amino acids. Lineage: Eukaryota; Viridiplantae; Streptophyta; Pinopsida; Cupressales; Cupressaceae. The record is from RefSeq and is a predicted model, not a curated record.